This is a messenger RNA of Drosophila persimilis, 4485 nucleotides long. It is a transcript of the gene salr, whose product is annotated as homeotic protein spalt-major. Bases 456 to 4427 code for a protein of 1323 amino acids. Gene Ontology annotation, cellular component: nucleus. Gene Ontology annotation, biological process: regulation of transcription by RNA polymerase II. Lineage: Eukaryota; Metazoa; Arthropoda; Insecta; Diptera; Drosophilidae. The transcript is spliced from 7 exons. Gene Ontology annotation, molecular function: RNA polymerase II cis-regulatory region sequence-specific DNA binding; DNA-binding transcription factor activity, RNA polymerase II-specific. The record is from RefSeq and is a predicted model, not a curated record.
AGACGGAGUCGCUUUUUGCGGUCGCGCGUGUUUAAUUAAUCAUAAAAUUCACAUCAAAAUGCAAAAGCAACAACGAAAGUAACUCAAAGGAAACCAGAGGAGCAGAGCUGAGCGAAGAAGUAGAAAAGAAAAAAACAAAGCAAGAGAGAGAUCAAGAGAGAGAGAGGGCUAACAAAAUGUGCAAUAAACUUGAUUUUCGUAUUAAAACAACAAUUUUUUGAAUACUUAUAAAUCCUGUGUGAAAACAUCGCAUCAUCUUUGCGAUUGCCGUCGGCAAGAUACAUACGACAAAAGGAGAUACUUUCCAGAGAUGAACCCCCAAAGCGGAUAGCCCGGAAUCCUUCAAGGAAGAAGGAGUCAAAUCCCCCAGCAAAGGGUCCAGUCCAUGAGCAGCGCUAGAAAUCGCGGCAGCAAUCGUGAUCAGGAGGUGGAACGCUUCCGAUCGAGCGAGGAUAAUGUGUUCAAUAUUUCGCAAUCGCAUCAAUUAUCGGGGCGGCACAGGCACCAGGAACGGCUCAGCCGGCGGCGAUAGGGACAGGGACAAGGACAAGGAGCGGGAGAGGGAGAAUCUCCUUGCCAAGGAGCUGGAUGCGGACAGCAACAACAAUGGCGGGAUCGAGGCGGCUGCCCCUGAUGCCGAGCCCGAAGCGGAGGCCGAGCCCGAACCGGAAGCCGAGACGGAUCGGGAGCCGGAGAUGGACGAGGCCCCGGAGUCGCCGGAGCCGGAGAACAGCAACGAGGCGCUGGAUCUGUCGGUGAUCUCGGCCAGCAGUCGACUGCCCACAAGCGGUCACGUGGCCCUGGAAGCUUUACAACAUACCAAAGUGGCGGUGGCCCAGUUCGCGGCCACUGCUCUGGCGGGGGUGGCGGCGGGGAGCCAGCGGCCCGCCGACCUGGCCAUGGUGCAGUCCACGAUCUUCAACGUGCAGCGCCAGCACCUGAUGCAGCUGCAGCUCAUCCAGCAUCUACAGAGUCAAUUGAAGCGGGCCGAGGCAGCGGCCCUGGGCCGGCAGGAGGGCCACAACGAGGAGGAGCCGCCCGACGAGGAGGAGGAUGAGCAGGAUCAGGAUCAGGAGCGGGAGCGGGAGGAGGCCACACCAGACCCCAGCAAUGGCAUGCGGGAGCUGGAGGAGCACGAGCUGCGGCGCGAGGAGAGUUCAAAGACUGAAAAGAGAGAGGAGGAGAUCGAGAGGGACAGGGAGAACGAGAAGGAGCCAAGUCGGUGUCAGAUCAAGGCCCAGAAGGACCCCUCACCGGAGGCCGAGCCCGGAGCUGGCUCCGACUACCUGAUGUGCGACAUCAGCUCGAGCCUGGCCUCGAGCAUCAUCACCAACCACGAUCCGCCGCCGGCCCCCAACGAGCCCAACUGCCUGGAGAUGCUACAGCGGCGCACCGAGGAGGUCCUGGACUCGGCCUCCCAGAGCCUGCACGCCGCCCAGAUGCAGGAGGAGUACUCGGAGUACGCCUCCAAGGAGGCCCAGAGCCGCGGCGAGAUCUUCAAGCACCGCUGCAAGUACUGCGGCAAGAUCUUCGGCAGCUACUCGGCCCUACAGAUCCACCUGCGAUCGCACACCGGCGAGCGGCCCUUCCACUGCAACGUCUGCGGCAGCAAGUUCACCACGAAGGGCAACCUCAAGGUCCACUACCAGCGGCACACGCAGAUCUUUCCGCCCAUGCUGAUGCCCCCCGUGGUGGCGGCCUCGAACGGUGGACAGCCCCAGCCCGCAGGACCCCAGACGGGGUCCUCCGCGACGGAACAGUUUGCCGCCCUCAAUCCCAUCCGCCUGCCCUUUGUGCCGCCGCCGCCGCCGCCGAGCGGACAGGAGCCGAGUCCUCUGCAGCAGCUGGAGGAGAUGGAGGAGAACCGCUUGGAGCAGAAGCAGCAGCCCCAGCAAGCGGAGGAUCUCAGCAAGCCAGGACCAAAGGAAAAGGAGAACCUGAAGGAGAAGGAGAAGCCGCAGGAAAAGGCAAAGUCCCACUCCCCCGUGGAGCGGGCCAAGACCCCCAAAGUCGUGACACCAGACAUCCGACCCGAGCCCGUGCCGGAAAAGCCCGAGAAGGAGGCCCCCAAGCCAGUGGUGCCACCGCGCCGCAACGGCAGUGUCCGGAAGCGGCAGGCGAGCAGCGCCGGCAGUCCGCCCAGCGAGGAUCGGGAGCGGGAUCGGGAACGCGACCUGGCCGAGCACAUGCACAUCGCCAAGCUGGUGCGACGCUCCUCCUCGACGAGCCGGGAGGCGCCCGGCGAGUACUCGCUCGCCCAGAUGGAGCGCAUCAUCGACAAGUCGUGGGAGGAUCUGAUCGAGAUCGACAAGACCUCAGAGACGUCGAAGCUGCAGCAGCUGGUGGACAACAUCGAGAACAAGCUGACCGACCCGAACCAGUGCAUCUUCUGCCAGAAGGUGAUGUCCUGCCGCAGCUCCCUGCAAAUGCACAUCCGCACCCACACCGGCGAGCGGCCCUUCCGCUGCAAGAUCUGCGGCCGGGCCUUCGCCACCAAGGGCAACCUGAAGGCGCACAUGAGCAUCCACAAGAUCAAGCCGCCGAUGCGCAGCCAGUUCAAGUGCCCCGUGUGCCACCAGAAGUUCUCCAACGGCAUCAUCCUGCAGCAGCAUAUCCGCAUCCACACCAUGGACGACGGCAGUGGCCAGCCGGCUGCGCCCCAGGGCGAUGCCGAGCGUCUGGGCAUCGAGGAUCAGAACUCGAACAAGUCCUUGGGCACCUCGGACACCCUGGACUUCUCCACCACCAUCUCGGAUCACUCGGGACAGCGGUCGGAGUCGUCGCAGGGCGGGGACUUUGAUGAGUUCAUGACCAUGGACAGCACGGACGAUUCCAGGGACAACUCCAGUGCCGCCACGGCCACGCCUCUGCCCUUGGAUAGGGAGAGGGACAGAGAUAGGGAGCGGGAGCGGGAGCGGAGACCCCCCAAUGAUGGCUCCGAUGAACGCUCUAGAUCCGAUCUGGACAUGACUGGAGGGGGACGCAGCGAGAGCGGAGAAAUGCCCGCCAUGGAUCUCUCCUCGCCAUCAUCCGCCUCCGCGCGGCUCUUCAACGGCGUGGCAGGCGCUGCAGCUGGGGCUGGGGCUGGGGCUGGGGCUGGUCUGCCCAUGCUCGGUAUGCCCAUGCCCCCGAAUCUUCUGCUGAUGGCGGCAGCCCGCGAGGAGAUGCACGCCCUGGGCCAGGCCCAUGCCAAAUUUCCCCUGCUGCCGUUCGGCCCCCUAGGAUUUAUGGGCCUCCAUCCGCCCCCGAAUGUGUGCAAUCUGUGCUUCAAGAUGCUGCCCAGCCUGGCCGCCCUGGAGAGCCAUCUGCAGAGCGAACAUGCCAAAGAAGUCACGGCUCCGCAGACCCACACCCGAUCGCACUGCAAUGACGCCGGAUCGCCCUACGGGGCCAAGCUCACCCUCAAUCCGAAUCUGUUUGCAAAGAAGCCGCCGCCGCCAGUGCCAGUGCCGGUGCCGCCGCCGCCCCAGUCGGGCGACCCCGUGGUCGCCUCCCAGCCCCUGGAGGCGACACCCAUCAAAGAGGAGCCCGAGCAGGACCAGCUGUUGGGCGAAGAGGCCGGGGCCGGCGAGGGCGGAGCACCGGGCAGCUAUCCCCAGGAUGCCAUCGAUGCCGAACAGUCGCUGAUGAAGAUGCAGUUGCAUGCCCAUCGGUUCCCGGCCAGUCCGCUGGACUUCCAGCAGGCCCUGAUGUCCGCCGGGCCGCCGACCUCCAGCCUGGACCCGCCCGUGAACAACAAGCACUUCUGCCACGUCUGCCGGCGCAACUUCAGCUCCAGCUCGGCCCUCCAGAUCCACAUGCGCACCCACACGGGCGACAAGCCCUUCCAGUGCAAUGUCUGCCAGAAGGCCUUCACCACCAAAGGAAAUCUCAAGGUUCACAUGGGCACUCAUAUGUGGACGAAUCCCACUUCGCGUCGGGGCCGUCGUAUGUCCCUGGAGCUGCCGAUGCGUCCUGGACCGGGUCCCGGGGCCGCACACGGUGGACCCACGGCCGAGCAGGAGUUUAUGCAGCGACGACCAGAGCUCUUUUUUCCCUACCUGCCGCCCUUUUUCAAUGGACUGCCGCCAAAGCCUGGCGAGCUGAGUCCUGGCGCCUUUGCCAACAUACCGCCGCCGCCCUUUGCCAACGGUGGCAAGUAUCCCUAUCCCCCCGGCCUCUUGGGCUUUCCCGGCUUUCUGGGCCAGCAUCCCUACGCCCUGGAGCGUGGCAGCAGCAGCAAGUCCCCCACUCCAGAGCCGGCACAGAGCCCCUCGCUGCGCGACGAUGAGCUGGCCGGCAAUAUCUGGCAUCCUCUAAGCCGCAUCAAGAUGGAGCACCACCAGAACCACCUACAGGAGCAGGAGGAUCAGGCCGAUGGCGAGACGGAGGCGGGCGGUGGUGCCCUGGAGCCCGAUGAGUCAGAGUCCCGCGAUGCGGACAAGUAGCCGAGCAGCAGGCUCGGUCUUGGUUGGAACACACAUGGUUUUUUGUGGAGUACAUAUC